Molecule: messenger RNA, 1866 nt
Organism: Tripterygium wilfordii
Lineage: Eukaryota; Viridiplantae; Streptophyta; Magnoliopsida; Celastrales; Celastraceae
Product: protein DETOXIFICATION 24-like
Exons: 9
Coding region: 263-1726 (487 amino acids)
Biological process (GO): xenobiotic detoxification by transmembrane export across the plasma membrane
Cellular component (GO): membrane
Molecular function (GO): antiporter activity; xenobiotic transmembrane transporter activity
Source: RefSeq, a predicted model, not a curated record
GGUCCAACAAACUCCUAGUUUCACUCACUAAUACUUCAUUUUCACUUUGAUCAAUUCAGACUUCAGAGACAUUAUUUUGCAUGUUUUAUUUUUUUCUUCAGUGGCCCCACACAAUUAUACACACCACACUUGUGUCAUGAGGUCAAAGAGGCCAAAUACUUGAACCCAAAAACAUUGAAAAAGACAAAGAAUAAAAAGAAGAAACUGCUUACUCUCUCUAUUGCAGUUUGCAGGAUCAUAUAUUACAAGCAACAAAAACGGGAUGGAUGAUGAGAGACUUCUUGGAUCAGCAUCAAAAGAUAAAAGACAUGGUUUGAAGGAAGAUAUUUGGUUAGAACAAAAGAAAAUAUGGAGAGUUGGGUUUCCUGCUAUGUUAGCUAGGGUGACUCAAUAUGGUAUGUUUGUAGUCACACAAGCAUUCGUUGGACAUACUGGACAAGUAAAUCUUGCAGCUUAUUCACUUGUACAGAUUCUUCUUGUGCAAUUGGGAAAUGGGAUUUUGCUGGGCAUGUCAAGUGCAACAGAGACUCUAUGUGGACAAGCAUUUGGGGCAAAGCAAUACCAUGUUAUGGGAAUCUAUUUACAGCGAUCCUUGAUCAUCAAUCUUUUUGCAGCAACAAUAUUAUUACCAGUCUUCAUUUUUUCAUCAUCAAUCUUCAAACUCAUCGGCGAGGAAGAUGCCACCGCGGACGUUGCUGGAUACAUCUCUCUUUGGUUCAUUCCAAUUCUCUACUUUAUGGCUAUUGCAGUGACCAUCCAAAAAUACCUGCAAUGUCAGCUCAAGAACAUGAUUGUUGGGUGGCUCUCUGCUGCCUCGUUUGUCAUACAUGUGUUUCUGUCAUGGAUUUUCUUGAGCAAACUGAAUCUGGGGAUUCCCGGUGCAAUGGCUGCGAUGAUUAUAUCGACUUGGGUGGUUGUAAUUGGAGAGUUUGUGUAUAUAUUUGGUGGCUGGUGUCCCAAGACUUGGGAAGGAUUCACUUUUGCUGCCUUUUCUGAUCUAGUUCCUGUCUUAAAGCUGUCAAUAUCAUCAGGUAUCAUGGUUUGCAUAGAAGUAUGGUAUGAUGCUGUUCUUGUCCUGCUAGCAGGAUACCUGAAAAAUGCCACAAUCGCCAUUUCUGCUUUCUCCAUUUGCCUCAACAUUAUAAUUUGGGAGUUCAUGGUAUGCAUCAGUUUCUUGGCUGCUUCAAGCGUGCGGGUUUCGAAUGAACUGGGGAAAGGAGAUGCUAAAGCUGCAAAAUUUUCUAUCAAAGUCAUCUUAACUACUUCAAUGAGUGUUGGUGUCUUCUUUUGGGCACUCUGCAUAGCAUUUGGUAGUAAAAUUGCUUUCCUGUUCACAAAUGACAAGACCGUAGCGGAAUACGUCUCGAGCCUCUCUGUCUUACUUGCUUUCUCGGUUCUAUUCAACAGUUCCCAGACAGUAUUCUCAGGGGUGGCUGUAGGUGCUGGGAGGCAAGCUAUGGUUGCAUAUGUGAACAUCUUUUGCUAUUACAUCGUUGGGGUGCCGGUAGGAAUUGUUCUUGGAUGGGUAGCUGGUCUCCAAGUAAAGGGCCUGUGGAUGGGAAUGAUACUAGGAGUUGCCUCGCAAUCGCUUAUGCUUGGUUACAUCACCUGGAGAACCGAUUGGGAAGAACAGAUUAAUAAAGCGACAGAACGUCUCGAUCACUGGUUGUUGAAACCAUCAGAGGAAUCCCAUGACAGUUCAGCUCAAGAAAGUGUAAACCAAUGAACAAUGCCAUUGUUUCACUUCCAGAUUCUGUGCAAAAUUUCAAUUAAAUCCGCGCUCAAGAAAAUGUAAACCAAAGAACAAUACCAUUGUUUCACUUCCAGAUUCUGUUCUUGAGUGUUCUUUGCGAAAUUUCACUUAAA